Ornithorhynchus anatinus (platypus) is the source of this 3927-nucleotide messenger RNA. It is a transcript of the gene TRAF2, whose product is annotated as TNF receptor associated factor 2. Gene Ontology annotation, cellular component: cytoplasmic side of plasma membrane; cytosol; plasma membrane signaling receptor complex. The record is from RefSeq and is a predicted model, not a curated record. NCBI's taxonomy places the organism in Eukaryota, Metazoa, Chordata, Mammalia, Monotremata, Ornithorhynchidae. The transcript is spliced from 11 exons. Gene Ontology annotation, molecular function: tumor necrosis factor receptor binding; ubiquitin-protein transferase activity; zinc ion binding. Bases 83 to 1819 code for a protein of 578 amino acids. Gene Ontology annotation, biological process: regulation of apoptotic process; tumor necrosis factor-mediated signaling pathway; protein K63-linked ubiquitination.
ACUUAUUUGCCGGCACUCGGGGGAAGCGAGAGGGAGCCUGGCUCUGGACUCGUGGGCCGAUUCGACUCUCUGUAGGGUCGGCAUGGAUCUUGAGUUAGGACACCUGGGUUCUUUCCCUAGCCCCGCUGCCCACCUCCUGUGUGAUCUCGGAGCGGUCGAUAUCCCCCUGUAUGCCUCGGUUUCUCCACCUGUAACAAGGGGGAAAGUUGUUUUGGACAACAGUAGGUUCCCUGCUGGGGAGCAGAGGCAGCUUGAUACCCCCUGGAGUGUGAUAUCCUCUGGCCAUGGAGAAAUCAAAGCCCCCAAAGAAGCUUUGCUUCCCAGGCAAGGCACCGGGCUGCCACUGCCUGGUAGCGAUGCCCUCCGUUUGGCGCUGAAGCAGGGUAUUGAGGAACCAGUUCUCAUGGCAGCAGCAAACUGUACUCCUCCGGGCUCUUUAGAUUUGCAGCAGCCUGGCUUUUUGAAGGUUAUCCUCGGGACGAAAUUGGAGGAUAAGUACCUGUGCUCGGCCUGCAAGAACAUUCUGAGGCGACCCUUCCAAGCUCAGUGUGGCCACCGUUACUGCUCUUACUGUCUAAACAGCAUCAUAAGCUCUGGGCCUCAGAAUUGUGCUGCGUGUGUUCAGGAGGGAAUAUUUGAAGAAGGCAUCUCGAUUUUAGAAAGCAGCUCGGCUUUUCCAGAUAACGCUGCCCGAAGGGAGGUAGAAAGCCUACCAGCUUUCUGUGUCAACGAUGGAUGUUCAUGGAAGGGGACCAUCAAGGAAUACGAGGCCCAUGAUAAGAUCUGCCCCAAGUUCCCCCUGACGUGCGAAGGCUGCGGCAAAAAGAAAAUUCCACGAGAGAAGUUUCAAGACCACGUGAAGACCUGUGGCAAGUGCCGAACACCUUGCAAAUUUCAGGUGGUCGGCUGCUCCGAAAUGGUGGAGAAUGAGAAGCUGCAGGAGCAUGAGAGUCAGUGGAUGACCCAGCACCUCUGCAUGUUGCUGAGCUUCGUUCUGGAGACCAAGGCCCAGCACGGGGACAUCAAGAACAUCCUCGGCUUGGGGCAGGGCGAUGGGGCCAUCCCGUUAACCAACUCCUUUGCCAAUGGGCCCGAGCUGGCCCCCUUUGCAGAGCUGCUGCAGAGGUGCGAAGCCCUGCAGAGGAAAGCAGUCACCUUUGAAAACAUUGUCUGUGUAUUGAACCGCGAGGUAGAAAGGGUAUCCAUGACUGCCGAGGCUUGUAGUCGGCAGCACCGACUGGACCAGGAGAAAAUUGAAGCGCUUAGUACCAAGGUCCAGCAGCUGGAAAGGAGCAUUGGUUUGAAAGACCUGGCCAUGGCAGACAUGCAGCAGCAGAUCCACGACAUGGAGGCUUCCACGUACGACGGGAUCUUCAUCUGGAAGAUUACAGAUUUUUCCAGGAAACGCCAGGAAGCUCUAGCCGGCAGGUCUCCCGCCAUCUUCUCCCCAGCCUUCUACACCAGCAAGUAUGGCUAUAAGAUGUGUCUGCGAAUCUAUCUGAAUGGGGAUGGCACCGGUCGGGGGACUCACCUCUCCCUCUUCUUCGUGGUGAUGAAAGGACUGAAUGACGCACUUCUCCGCUGGCCCUUCAACCAGAAGGUGACGUUGAUGCUGCUGGAUCAGAACAACAGAGAGCACAUCAUUGACGCGUUCAGACCGGACAUGAGCUCAUCGUCUUUCCAGAGGCCCGUUAGUGACAUGAACAUUGCCAGUGGCUGUCCCCUCUUCUGUCCGGUUUCCAAAAUGGAGUCGAAGAAUUCAUACGUACGCGACGACGCCAUCUUCAUCAAGGCCAUCGUUGAUCUGACGGGCCUCUAACAGAGCCCGGGGCCGAUCUGCUUCAAAAUGGCUCAGACGGGGCCUAGGCUGUAGGGCACGGGGGGGCGCUCAGAGUUGUUGGGCAGAGGUCUAAGGCACGGGUGGCUAGGAGGGAAAAGAGCCCUCGCCCACCCACCCCACCCCCACCGAGAGGGGGUGAACUGAGAGGAAAUGUGACCUUAGGUGGACCUCUGGACUGCUGGCUUGAGAGACUCUGGCUGCAAGUCUCCAAGCGGUGCUGAGGAGCGGCUCCAUCAACCGCCAGCACCCCUGCCAGCUCUGGUCCUCGGGGGACUCGCACAAGGGACGGAGGAGCUGCUGGUGGGCCGUGGGGCAGCGGCCAGAUGGGCCAGGGUUGGCCGGGUGAGAGCGACACGGCGGAGAUUUCUUUGGAGCUGUCGUUCGGUGAGCCGUUCGCCCUGCAGGCCCCGAGAAAACAUGGGAGCAGAAGGAAGCCAGACCAAGCCAGAGGCUGUCCGGCUCACUGGGAGAACGGCUACCCACUGCCGGUGGUGGGAGGGACUUUUUCUUUUUUCCCCUUCUAUCCCGGGGCGCGGAAGCUGGUGCCCCCUUCAUCCCAGCAUUUCGUUGGCUGCCUCUGACCCAAGUAGGAAAUCCAAUUGGCAGCUGGGUCUGGAGAACUGGCAGGCCCCAGCAGAGCUGCACUGCCAUGUGCAGUAGCAAAUUGAGAGAGACCAUUGAGCCUUAGGAGCUUUUUGCCUUCGGUUUUUCUAAGCAAGUCUGGCCCAUUUCGAGGCAGAGCUGACCAGGCAACAGGCGGCUCCGUCCCUCCUCGUGGGCUCAAGCCCACUCUGGUGAUUCUCGCAGGCUCAGGUAAGGACCAGUGUCAGCCUCGUCCUGUUUUUUGGGGGUGCGGGGUUGGGGGUAGGGAGGAGGAGCCUUCCACCCACUGGACUAGCCCAGCAUCCUCGCGUGGUUCUUCUGGGGUCAGAGACCCUCCCUCUCGCCCGCCAGGAAGAACCAAGGGCUGGUGCUGACCCCAGGCCUGCAGUGAGAGAGACCAGGCCCAGAGAGUCUUCAGUUCUUGAUUCCUGAGCUCCUUGCUGGGCACAGGACCCUUGGAUUGUCAUCUUCCCCCCAGGGGCUGGAGAGCAGGCCACCAUUGACCACUGGGCUCUUGGCAGGACCCCAACUCCUCACCGGACCGAGGAGCAAGGUUUCCUUUGGCAGACAGCGGGCCUCAUACUUCACCGCCCGCCUCCCAACCUCCCCCCGCGUGGAGCCCCAAGGGCUCAGACCUCCACCCCAAGUACAGAACUUCCACGCCCGUAUGUGUAAGGAAGGGAAGGGCUCUGGGCCGGGAAUUCCCCCCACUGUCUUGCCGCUUCCUUCCUUCUUCCCAUUCCCCAAUCUGAACUCGAUCCCAGAAAGUGCCUUAACAAAGUAACCACAGAAGCUAAAUGCCCCAGCCCUUCCUCCGUGGGAACCCCUCCUUACCAUCUGGUAGUUCCCCAGCCAUGACCUUAAGUGUCUGAAAUGCCCAUUGUUGGGGAAGCACCCGGAUUACUGCUCAAGUAGGUCUUCCCUGGGACCACUGGCUUCUUUUUUUGGUCCAGCAGCUUCCACAGGCCCACUGCCAUUAGGAGGGAGAACGAAACUGCGAAUUGGGCCCAUUUCAUGGGCCUGCCACUCAGGUGAAUGAGAGGAAAUCCAGGGAGGCAGCCAGAUCUGAGGGGCGCUGGGGGGUAAAGAACCCUUUGCUCCCGGAACAAGGUGGGGAUAGGGUAGAAGAAGACUGUGGCCAUUUCCUGGACAAGGAGAGGAGGAACCUCAAGGAGCAAACCAAGAGCUUGUGAGGGUGACCAUGCCCCCACCCAGCUGGGGUCUGCCACAGUGCAGAGCUCUGGAGCCCUGGUCGCCCACACUCAGCGCUGCAAGAAUCUCGCAGUGGUGGAAGACAGCUUGGCUUGGGUUCUCUUAUCAGACAGAACUCCCUUUGGCUCAAAGGAAGUCCUGUGUGGGUAUCUUGGGGGACGAAUGGAGUCCAUGUGCGUGUGUACGCACCCUCGGGAAACAGCCUGGUGUCCUAGCACACCUUCCAACUGCUUUCUGUAGCAUUAAAAAAAACCCAUCACCGUUGCACACUC